AAUAGUUUAAAUUUCGCUUUCUGCUGAACAAGUUGUGUUACGAUUUAGAGCGGAGUGUGUUGUUCAUAGUGUGUCAGCAGUGAAGUAGCUGAAAAAAUUUAGUAAAAACUACAAGUGUUAGAAAAAUAAACACCGCGAAACCACAAUCGACAACCAUUAUAGUGAUUCCAAGCGCGAGCAACGAAAGCGAAUAAGAGGUAGUGUCAAAAGAUGCAAAUUAGUUUUUUGUUUGCCGAAUUUACAAUCGACUCGUCAAUUCUUAUUGGAAUAAUGCUUUCAAGUAGCAGGCGUUCGUGAAAAAAAAAUUAUGCGAAGAUAAAAGGCUUAAAUAAUUGAAACAAAACUCAGGAAUCCACUUGGAUAUAAAUAAAACUAUUAACGGAAUAAUUAUGAACUAAUAAAAAUAUAUACAAACAUAUGUAUAUAUGCAGAUUAAAAAUCCUUUCGAAGUUUAAUAAUAAAUAACUAUGCGAUAUUUUAUGAUCGAAAAUAAUUAAAACCACAAAAUUAAUUUCUAAUAUAAAAAAAACAAUGUUUUGAUAUUUAUAUAUGGUAAAUCCGAGUAAAAGGAUUCAUAAUAUUUAACUUUUGAUACAAAAAAAAGCAGAUUUUAUAAACAACAGUGUGCAGUAUGUGCAUUGAAAGAGGGAAAGGCUUUUUCCUUUUGUGAAAUAAUUGAAAAUUUCGGUCUAAAUAAAAAUAUACAAACAAAAUUACCAAAAGCCAAUUUUAUUUGCACAUUUCAAAUAUAAACGGUAAUUUUAUAAAUAGUGAUUGAAAUAAACGCUCACAAUAAAAUUUUAAAACAAUAAUACCUAACCAUACAAAAGCAUUUAUACAUUAAUGUGUUUAUAAUAAUAAAAAAAAUGAUUUAAUAGAAAAACAAAAAAAAAAUUUAGCAUACACUAGAAAUAAAAAAGAAAAACAAAAUAGAGGUGACCAAAAUAAUUUUUAAAAUGAAAGAAAAUCAUGCCCCCCUUUAAGAAAUUUCAAAUUAAAUUCCAACUGUGAAAAUAAACAAACAGUAAUAGGAGUAAAUUUUGAAAAAAAUAAACUGUAAACAUUGAGCAUCGACAACCUAUCCAAAUACUAAAUGCUACUUAUGGCGCCACGUCGUGAUAGCAAUAGCGCCAACAGCAGCUCAAGCAUUUUAGUACAACAUCAAUUGCCACAAUCUCAACAGCAGCAACAACCACAACAAAGUCAGCAACAUAUUCAAGCAUUUUUGUACUCCACAUCCUUAUACAACGGGGCCAAUUUACUUGAGUCCAAUAACGGUUCUACCUUGAUCACUAACAAUAGCAACAGCGAUAAUAUUAACACAAACAACAAUUUGAGUAAUAGUAGCAACGGCAACAACAUCAACAAUUUGAAUAAUAGUAGCAACUGCAACAACAUCAACAUGUCACCCAUGCAAACGGGUAAUCUGACGCAUGCAACGCUGAAUGGUACUACAAGUACUGGUGGCCCGACCUCCGGCAUUCAGAAUGGUCACCACCCACACCAUAUCGUCAGCAAUAUAAGCAAUAAUAAUAAUAUCAGUAAUAAUGUGAAUGUCAAUGUUAACGGUAAUAUUCAUGAUCAAUACACACGCUGUUGUUAUCCAAACGGGGAAUGUUUAAAAUUGGACGGAUCCUGUCUUAUUGGCUUGGACGAUCUAAGUGAUACUGUGCGUGUGCUCUGCAAUAAUGAGAACUGUAAUAUGGGACAGUAUAUGCAUCGCGAAUGCUUUGAGGCGUGGGAGCAAGCUGUGUUGGUGACCCUCAAGACUAUGGGACGAGCACGUUCGUGGUCCGAUCGUCAACGCACACAAAACUUGUGGACAAAGAAAGGUUAUGAUUUGGUGUAUAAAGCAUGUGUAUGUAAAUGUGGACAGGGCCAUAUACGCAAAGACCUCGAGUGGACACCACCGGUGCAAAAAUCAAGUGCAACACUAAAUGGUGGUCAGUUUGGUAAUGUAAAUGGUAAUACUACGGCUAUUAAUGGUGGAGUUGGUCAACCGCGUGUGCUGUUGGUCAAUGGUGGCAAUGUCAAUAAUAUUGGCGGUGGCAACGCCACUGAGGACGAUGAUAAAAAAAAGAAGAAGAAACGGAAUCGUAACAACGGAUCAAAAUCAACAAUGGCAACGGUAAAUUCGAAUGGGCUUAUUUCAAAUGGCCAACAACAGCAGGUGCAAUUGUCACCAGCAACGACACAAGCGCAACAUUCAUUGCAACAACAACAACAAGCAACGCAGGUUGCAAAUCAGCAGCCACAGCAACAACAAUCGGCAAAUUCUAUGCUUAACGGUCAACAGAAUAGUAACGGAAAUAUUAGUAAUGGAAUCAGUGCCAUAUGCACCCCCAAUAAUGUGAACAAAACCAAUGGUAGCUUAAAUACCGCUAAUAACGCCAUCAAUACAAUCAAUAAUAAUCAAAUCAAUGCUUUGAACAAUUCGAGUGUUGGCGUUAUUGGCUCAGGUUUGCAUAACAAUACCAACAGUGGCAAUCUACAGCAACAACAAUCGCAGCAGCAACAACAAGCUGUCGCCUCAUUGAAUAAUAUUCUAGGGCUAGAUUUGCGUGCUCGCGCUGACAGUUUGUCAUCGAGUGGUGGUGGCAGUGGCUCCACAUCGCCCUCAGCCUCCCACUCAAGCGCCGAUAUUUCCAUUUCGCCCAUACACCAGAAUCAACAACACCAACAGCAACAGCAGCAGCCGCAGCAGCAAUUGCAACAACAUCAACAAAAUAAUUUGCAAUUGCAACAAUACCAGCAAAGUUUGUUGCAACAAAAUAACCUCACAAAAAGUAUUUUGAAUGGUGCAUUAAACGGCUGCGUCGACACAAUCCAACGCAGCACUACUGCGCUGUUGGCUGCCACACAGCCGCAACAGCCUGCGGCCACACCAAUUGUAGGUGGCAUUGGCGCCGUAAAUGGAUUAAAUGGUUUAAAACAAUUGAGUGUUUUCGAUCCGCAUUUGGUGCAACAGCAAAAGAACAAGGAGGUCGAACUUUAUUCGGAGCGUGUGCGUUUAACAUCUGGCUGCAAUGGCAUCUUUUCGCGACGCUUGGACUUUUCAUCAUUCAAUUUGUUGCCGAAGACACGCUUGAACUCCUAUCAAGUUAAGAUCGAAGACGAAGGUAACCAUGGCAACGACGAAACUCGUCUAUUUAUUCUAUCCUCUUUGGCCCAGUCCCAAAUGAGUCGAGUUGCUUGUAUUUUAUGCGAAGAGCCAAUGCUGGUUUUCGAUCGCUAUCCACUCGUUGAUGGUUCGUUCUUUUUAAGUCCAAAACAACAUUCAAACGGUUGCAUUGAGGUCAAGUAUGAAGGAAGACCGUUGUUUUUAACUUGCGUUUGUAUGGCUUGUUUGGACGGAACCUCUACCAAUCGCGUCAUUAACUGCAGAUUCUGCGGUGAAAUUUGGGAUGGCUCGAAUCUAGUCCUGGGCACCAUGUAUUCAUAUGACAUUUUUGCCGCCAUGCCAUGCUGUGCUGAACGUCUAAAGUGCAAUAAUUGCUUCAAAUUGCUCUUGCAUCCGCAACAGCGGCUUAAUUUCUAUAGCGACUAUUCGCAUUGCGUCACCUGUCCUUAUUGCGCCACGCAGGACACACAUUUCGUCAAGCCGUUGAGUUUCUGCUACACUAAGAGCAACGUAUCGCGCCACCAGUCCAUCGCAUAACAUGAGGCCCCGUUGGAGACCACGGAAAUGCUGGCGGCAGCAACAACAGCCACAACAACAACAGCAGCAGCAAAUAUUGCCAGCAUUGCCGCUCCAACGGCGAACAUUAGAAACACAAACAACAACAAUGGUAACACCAACAACAUGCAAACGAAGAAAAUUGUACUCUAUAAUCCAUCAGUGGAUUACUCAGCACCGCUGCAACAACAAAUCAAUCCUGACAUAAUCGGUGCACAUCCGCAUGCACAACACUAUCAGCAACAGUGCAGCAGCAGUAACGGUAGCAGCGUUCCGGGCAACACCAUACACAAUACAAAUCAGGUAAGACAGCCACUACAACAACCGCAACAACAACAACAACAAACCCAGCAACAGCCACGCUUGUCCGCAUUUGCGCCCGUGGCUGCUGCACGUCUGUCCUUGGCUGGCCUGGCAGCUGCCGCAGCACCAACCGCAAGCGCCCAAGCAAGCGCUGGCAUUACGUCAUCACAGCAGCAGCAGCAGCAGCAGCAACAACAACAACAGCUCCAGUUACAGCAACAAAUGCUGGCAACACUAGCACUACCGUUAAGUAAUUUGAAUUUGAAUAGUUUCACUAAUGAAAUGAGCCCGAUUAAAUCAGGCCUUGAACAACAACAAAAUAAUAAUGUUAAUAACAAUCAGGUGGUAGGGCUGUUAGGACGCAAUGUAGACGCCAAUGUUUUACUAGCAAACAAUAGUGUCGGUAGCAGUAUUAGUAAUUUAUUAAUUAGCAAUAAUUUAACAACGGCCGCAACAACAGCAGCAGCAGCAGCAACAACAACAAAUGCAGUCGGCGUUGGAGACGGUGCAAUGUCUUUAUUGCCAGCCAACAGCAACUUAAAUGCUUUGUGGGGUCAACCGCAGGUCGCAUAUAACCACGCAGUUGGCAACGCUGGCGCUGGCAAUAUCUUCAACAACCCCACCAACACCACCGAUGCCAUCUCAACGCUGUGGGGUUGCUCCUCUUCGUCCGCUUCGAGUGGCGCCUCGUCCACCAGCGGUUGCUCAAGCGGCUCCGGCUCGCAGCCAUCGCUAAGUCCCACCUCCACCACAUCCACGCGCCCAGAUUAUCGCUGUGGCGUCGGCAAUGGCAAGGAGCCACUGUGGCCGUCGACACAACAAACUUCACCUAACAGCAGCAACACACUCAGGGAUACUUAUUACACCGCCACAAAGACGACUGGUGUAGCCAUAACCGCAGCAAAUGCGUUGGACGCCGGCAUCAGCGGUGGCGCUAACAACAACACCGAUAGCGUACAACAGUCAACAUCACCCACAUGCUCCUCCACCUCAUCAUCGGCCUCGUCGACUUGUUCGUCCGGCGUGGGCUCCAACGCUGGUCUCGAUAUCGGCACUUGGCCCAACUGCAAGUUACAAAACUAUUUUGCCGUCGAUAAUUGCAACACCAACACCACUGACGAUGUCGCGCACUUUGCCAAGAUUAACAACAUUUGGGAUAUACCAAGCGCAGCGGCCAAUGCAAACACACGUACCGCAAAUCUGUUCACCGAUCUUUGGUGCAACAAUGCCGACAACAGCGCUGCCACAGCUGGCACGCGCGUUAACAACAACACAAAUGCCGAAUUCGAGCUGGGCGCCGAUACCAUUGACUUCGGCGAUGCCUCAAACAUUUGGCGCACAAAUAUAACGGCCACCUCGUCAGCAGGUGGCAGCGCUAGCGCUGGUGCACGCGUACAGCCCAAGCCGCCAGCAGCAGCAACAAUUGCUGGCAACAAUAACAAAACAGUGCGUACAAAUCUGGCAACCGAUCUGGAUAACGGCGCUGGUGUUGCAGCAGAGGCCGACGGCAACAGUGCGGCAUGCAUGCAAUUGUUCUCCGAACAGUUUCUCAACUACAUAAACAUAAUGAAUUACACGGAUUAAGUUCGUCUCGUUGGUGAAUGACAUAAAUUUAGCGCAAUUGUUUAAAAGUAAAUAAUUAAAGAUGAAGAGAGAAAUAAAAUGUGGCUAGUGCAGCAUGCGCACUGUAAAGUGCAUAAUUAAGAAAACUAACCAAACCAAUUAAUGUAAAAAAGAGAAAACCUAACAGAAAAUACGAAGCCAGGCAUAACCUAAUGCUUGUUGCAACAAAAGUGUAAAAGCUGCGAGUUUUUAUGCGUAUUUUUUUCAAUGCAAUUGUGAUCGUUUCGAGUGAAGAGAACUUUGAUAUAAACUGCAGUUAUGAUUGACAAAAACUGCAAACUAUAUAAGAUGCGGAAAAUAUCUAAUAUAUAAUAGCAUUGUUAUUUAGUAAAAGAAAUAAUGAUACUAACUUUUUUUUUGUAAUAUGAAGUAGUAACUGUUUACCAUUAAACGAAGGCGAAAAAGUAGUACAUUUAGUUUAGCUUAUUUUUUUAGUUGUAAUUUAAUUUUCCACACAGUGGAUAAAUGUCUCCAGCGAAACAUUUUGCAUUUGCCACAGUAGCGGGGGAUUAAAGAAAUAUUGGUGGGUCGAAAAA
Molecule: messenger RNA, 6138 nt
Organism: Bactrocera oleae (olive fruit fly)
Lineage: Eukaryota; Metazoa; Arthropoda; Insecta; Diptera; Tephritidae
Source: RefSeq, a predicted model, not a curated record